Hydra vulgaris (swiftwater hydra) is the source of this 888-nucleotide messenger RNA. Its product is annotated as universal stress protein Sll1388. The record is from RefSeq and is a predicted model, not a curated record. Lineage: Eukaryota; Metazoa; Cnidaria; Hydrozoa; Anthoathecata; Hydridae.
AUCAGCGGUUAUUGUAACGAUUAUAUAAAGCCAACCUUAAUUAUACAGCAUCUUAUAAUUAUUAUAUAUUUGUUAAAAGCAUAAGAGGAAACGUUUAAACACCAGCAGUAAAACUUUUGUUUAUAACAGUUAAAAAGUUCAAACAAAGAACUCAAUAAAAACCAUUUUAUAAAUGGAUAUACUGAUGGAACAUGGUAGAGUUAAUUGCUUGGCUGUUGAUAACAGUGAAACAAGUGAAACAGCGUUCAACUGGUAUAUAAAGAACUACCAUAAAAAAAAUGAUACUUUAAUAAUACUGCAUAUACACGAGAUUCCGCAGCUGCCUUUGAUGGGCAUUUUGUCUGGGAUUUACCCAAAUACUCUAGAGCAUCGUGCACUCGUUGAAAAAAGUAUUGAAGAUGCCAAAGCUGUAGUUGAGAAAUUUAAAAACCUUUGCAUUGAAAAAGAGGUAAACUUUAAUGAGAUCAUCUUGGAUGAUAACUUUAAAUCUCCGGGAUAUAUGAUUUGUGAGUUAGCUAAGAAAAAGGCUGCCUCUGUUAUUGUCAUGGGACAAAGAGGCUUAGGAGCGUUAUCAAGAUUAUUUUUGGGAAGCACUAGUGAUUAUGUGUUGCAUCAUUCUGAUGUUCCAGUAAUUAUCAUUCCUCCUACCACUAUAAUUAAAUAACUAUUUCAGAAUCUUAAAACUUGAUAUUUUAAUUUUUAUUUUAUUUUAUUUUUUUAUAUGAUUUGGAUAAAUUUAAUUUUAUAGAACUUAUAAAUUUAGAAAAUACUUUUUAUGGUAUGUUUCUAUUCUUAGCUAUAUUCAGCUAACUUGUAUUCUUUAUACAUAACAAUGUAUUUUGGGAAUUAGUUUGUUUAUUAUUUAUUUAAAAAAAAAAACUUUUUUUA